Hyla sarda is the source of this 1054-nucleotide messenger RNA. RefSeq lists its product as uncharacterized. Gene Ontology annotation, biological process: generation of catalytic spliceosome for second transesterification step. Lineage: Eukaryota; Metazoa; Chordata; Amphibia; Anura; Hylidae. Bases 149 to 928 code for a protein of 259 amino acids. The transcript has 5 exons. The record is from RefSeq and is a predicted model, not a curated record.
CACGUGACUGCUCUCAUGCUCCAGUGAGCCCCGCCCCCUACCCUGCUGAUUGGCGGUUCGGCUUAAAGGAGCUUUUUGUAGUCAAGACAACGAUCUCUCCGCCCAUCCCGCGUCAUGUGAUCUGGAUGUCAGCUGGCCGGAAGUAAACAUGGCGAGGAACGAGGAGAAGCAGCUGGGGAAACUGAACCGCCUGUGGCUGCAGAGGGAGAAGAAAGAGGGACGAGUACGAGAAGUGUCCGGGGAGCGGCCGCGCCUGUCCGCGCUUCACACCGCAGCCGAUGUCCGGAGGUGGAUCCCCAGCAUCAAAACAGAGAUGGAGUAUUACCUGCAGCAAUCGCAGCUGAUUCAUUAUUCAGACAGAAAGAUUGAAGAAUUCCAAGAGAAGAUGGAAGCUUUGAAGAAGGAAUAUCAGCGAUAUCUGUGGAAGCUGCGGCGGCUGGACCCCGCCUGCAAGGAGCAUCCGUGGAAACCGCGCGGGUACACGAGGAAAAGGACGGCUGAUGGGAAGGUGCCAGCGUGGGUGAACACAGGUGAACACCCUGGUGAUGCGCUGCUCUCUACACCCAUCUUGUCCGACACCAGUAAAGAGUUCAGUGACCCCGAGGAGGAUGAUGGGAGUAGCUCCCGGAGCAGAGUACAAGAAUCAGCCGUGACGAACCUCGACAGUGUCCAUCUUCAAGCUCAAGACGCCCCCCUAGAGUUCAGUAACGCGAGGUCUCACCCUAAACACGUCUGGCUGAGGUCGUCCUAUAACACGGGGGGAGACACCGCCAAUAAACUGAAAGAGAUUCUCCUCUCUGAUCAUCAGGAGCGAAAGAGACUGAGUGCUGCAGGGAACAGCAUGGAGGACAGGACUGAAGUACAACCUGCUAAAAGCAACGGGAUCCUGGGAUUAGAUUGUUACUCGUCUUCUGAGGACGAUGACUGACGUUCACAUUAUCCAGGACACGUUUACAAGCCGGGGUCGUGUUGUGGACGAUUUUGUUACCGCAGUUUAGUCGCUACGUGGUGGAUUUAUUUUAGUCUCUGAAGAAAUAAACAUGGAAGGAAGUAA